Nematolebias whitei (Rio pearlfish) is the source of this 1342-nucleotide messenger RNA. RefSeq names its product cyclic AMP receptor-like protein A. Gene Ontology annotation, biological process: cell surface receptor signaling pathway; adenylate cyclase-activating G protein-coupled receptor signaling pathway. The coding region runs from base 78 to 1127 and encodes 349 amino acids. The transcript is spliced from 13 exons. The record is from RefSeq and is a predicted model, not a curated record. Gene Ontology annotation, molecular function: cAMP binding; G protein-coupled receptor activity. Gene Ontology annotation, cellular component: plasma membrane. Lineage: Eukaryota; Metazoa; Chordata; Actinopteri; Cyprinodontiformes; Rivulidae.
CGUAGAAACAGGAAAUGCAAAGGAAGCGCCAAACAAACACAAUAAAUAGAUAAAUUCUCACCUGAAAGUGUCUUAAAAUGAACAGUCAGGACUCUGCUUUAAUAAGCAACAAAUCUCGCUGCGUGUUUUUUAAUGCAGACUCGAAAGACUAUCGAUGUGUGGUGAUUUUAUCAGUAAAACGAGCCACAGGAACCUUCUCCUUACUAGGAUGCCUUUUCAUGCUGUUUGUAAUCUGGCUGCUUCGGCGGUAUCACUCCUUGGCUCAGAAGAUGAUUCUUAGCCUGACUGUGGCCGCUUUCUUCGACAGUGUAGCGUACGUCAUGAGUGAGACCCAUCCGGAGGGAUCUUUAUGUGACUUCCAGGCCUGGUGGCUGACGUACUUUGACUGGAGUGCCUUGGCCUGGGUUUGCCUCAUUACACUGAACCUGUACCUGAACCUGGUCCGAGAAAUAAGCACCAACAAAUAUCAGAUGUUGUACCAUCUGAUGGCGUGGGGGGUACCUUUGAUCAUGGCCUCUUUGCCGCUGUUCAAGGGUUACUACGGUCCUGCAGGUCCCUGGUGCUGGAUCACAGAUGAUCACGUAGCCUGGAGAUUUGGGAUAUGGUACGUGCCUCUUUUCAGCCUCAUCUUCCUGAUGAUCUGCUGCUACGCACGAAUCAUCUGGGUGGCCAAUAACAGAAUGCAGUCAUGGUUGGGAACUUUCAACCCAGAAAGGGAGAGACGAAAGGUUUCCCUGGCUGAGGAGAUCAAGCCGCUGAAGUGGUACCCCUCCGUUUACCUGCUGGUGUCCAUCUUUCCCCUCGUUAACAGGCUCCAUAACGCCUUCUACCCUUGGGACCCUUCGUUCCCCCUGACCCUUUUACACGUCCUGUCAGCACCUCUCCAUGGAUUGGCCAACGCUUUUGUUUUUGGUCUGGAUAAAGAGUGGUGGAGCCUAUUGAGCCCGACGGGCAUGCAGCUGGCUCUGCAGUCACGGCUCUGUGACCGAACGCAAAUCGGAGAGUACUACCCCGGGGCAGUGCGCUACACACAAGCGGACCUAAUCGACCCGAGCGAUGACGAGGACGAUGACACCAACGUGCUCUUCUACUCUCCUAACAUGACCCUGAAAGACCGAGGCCCCUGAGAGGGAACGAGGGAGACAAAAGAGCUGGAGGGAAGAAGCACAAAGGAGGGUCACGGCCAGAGAGAAACGCAGCAGAUUAGAAACUGAGGGAGGAAAAAAGAGGUAGGAAGGGAAGGGAAGAGAAGAUUGUGGGGACAGUCAGGCAGAUAGAAGCCGGAGAUGAGCUGUCAGGUUCCAUUAUUAAUCCCCAUCCUUUACUAUUUAAUAUCCUUAAG